Messenger RNA from Halteromyces radiatus, 888 nucleotides. RefSeq lists its product as uncharacterized. Bases 1 to 888 code for a protein of 295 amino acids. The transcript has 3 exons. Gene Ontology annotation, biological process: positive regulation of ribosomal protein gene transcription by RNA polymerase II. NCBI's taxonomy places the organism in Eukaryota, Fungi, Mucoromycota, Mucoromycetes, Mucorales, Cunninghamellaceae. Gene Ontology annotation, molecular function: DNA-binding transcription factor activity, RNA polymerase II-specific; RNA polymerase II cis-regulatory region sequence-specific DNA binding. The record is from RefSeq and is a predicted model, not a curated record.
AUGGAAAAAGACCAACGACGACACAAGCAUCUCAACUUUCAACAGGCGUAUCUUUUAUUAUCGGAAUAUCAGUCCUUACUGAACAGCUUCCUCUAUAAAUUGCACAUUGGAAUGGGUAUUACGUGUUCACAAAGAGGCAAUUCAAGACAUGAUGGGAACAGUGACCUCAAUCUUCAGCUUCGAACAAGAAAAAAAAAAGUUAUCCACAACAUUGUGUCCAGUAGCAAUGUUACCAUCAAUUCCGGUGACACUCGUUUAAUCUUCCAACAAUUAUGCCAUUGCCAAGGAUUUGAUUCGACUGGGGAUGUUCAGCAAAGAGAGCAUCCUUCAACAUCAUCACAAGACCAUGCUAUCUUUCCAAAUGAUUGGUUACGAACGAUCCACGAGGAUCUAUCACGUCAAAUGGAAGCACAUCGAUCAACAUCAUCUACAACAAACGAUUACAUCUCACAGUUGGUGACUGGAAGGGCAACACUCAGUCUAAAUAUCAACUUCAAUGAUGGUAAUUCCUCUGUCGUUGCAACUUCGACACCAGUGCCAUCCGCUCAUCAACAUGUCUCAACAUCAUCCUCACCGUCAACGCCAAAUACAAAUCAUCAGGUGCCGCCUCUUUACCGGAUGAAUCGUGCUAUAAAAUCACUGGAUGACUUGUGGAGAGAAUGGUACGUUGGGCUUACCGGUGGUUACGCAGUGGACGAUUUAGAAAAACGUUGGGGGAUCGCAGUGGAGGAAGGACAGCAAGGAAAGAAAGUUUUACAGUCGAAGACGCCGGAUUAUCGACCAGAUCAACAAGUACUCUGUGGAAAGGAAUGUAUCAACAAGAACAGCCCUGGAGCGUGCAGAGGAACGACGCGCCCGCCAUGGAUAUUCAUUACAUUACUUAGGUGA